This is a messenger RNA of Papaver somniferum (opium poppy), 1511 nucleotides long. Its product is annotated as guanylate kinase 2, chloroplastic/mitochondrial-like. Gene Ontology annotation, molecular function: GMP kinase activity. The record is from RefSeq and is a predicted model, not a curated record. Gene Ontology annotation, cellular component: cytosol. Gene Ontology annotation, biological process: purine nucleotide metabolic process. Lineage: Eukaryota; Viridiplantae; Streptophyta; Magnoliopsida; Ranunculales; Papaveraceae. The coding region runs from base 107 to 1039 and encodes 310 amino acids. The transcript has 2 exons.
CUUUCCCAGCCUUUUCUUAUACAAUUCCGUCCUUUUCUUGUGCACCGUUUCACCGCCGUUCUCCCCUUUUCUCCACACAGAGAUCUUUAAUGGCGGAACCAAAAAAAUGUUAAAUCUCAUCCAAAUUGUCUCAUCAUCACCACCAAAAUCAAUGUUAUUAAGAAGAAUCUUCACUUCAAUUUCUUCUUCUCCUUACAAAACAAAUCUCCAUCGUUCAUUCAUCCCAUUAGCAAUCUCUUCAUCAUCAAAUUCACAGGUCAAAUUCCGUCCUCCCUCUUCAAUUUCAAUGUCUUCAUCAUCUGAAAACAACAAAAACGAAAAAUUGGAUGAAGCAAGGAGAUCAACGAUACUACCAUCAGUAACAGGAUCAACAAAACCUGAAUUACUCAGAGGUAUUGAAUCGGUACUUGGCUCACCAUUCAGUUCCGAUCCAUUCACACCAAAACCUAAUCCGCUCAUAAUCGUGAUUAGCGGACCGUCCGGUGUUGGUAAAGACGCCGUGAUUAAGAAAUUACGUGAAGUUCGUCAGGGAUUACAUUUCGUUGUGACUGCGACGACACGGGAGAAACGUAUCGGCGAAGUUGAUGGAGUUGAUUAUCAUUUUGUAAGUAAAGAGAAAUUUCUUGAAUUAGUUGAUUCAAAUGAGUUAUUAGAAUAUGCAUUAGUGUAUGGUGAUUAUAAAGGUAUACCUAAACAACAAAUUAGAGAUUUUAUGUCCAAAGGGAAGGAUAUUAUACUUAGAGUUGAUAUACAAGGUGCAGCUACAUUGAGGAAGAUACUGGGUGAUUCUGCGAUUUUUGUGUUUUUAGUUGCGGAGAGUGAAGAAGAACUUGUGAAUCGGUUGGUGGAUAGGAAGACGGAGACGAUUGAUACGUUGAUUGUUAGAAUUAAGACUGCGAGGGAAGAGGUUAAACAUAUGAGGAAUUUUGAUUAUGUUGUUGUGAAUGCCGAAGGGAAAUUGGAUAAUGCUGUUAAAUUGGUUGAGUCUAUUAUUGAUGCUGAGAAAGCUAAGGUGUUACAAAGGAAAGCUGUUGUUUAGUUUGGGAUUUCGAUUGUUCGAGGUGAACAUAAAGCCUCGAGAUGCAUUGUCAGGCAAGAGGUACUAAAUGCUGAGGAAGGAGAAUGCUUCGCUGUGCUGGAUGGAAUUAGAUGGGCUAUGGAAACUCGGGUGGAGCAUCUUUUUAUUGAAGUGGACUCGAGCAAUGUAGCUAAGGCAAUAAAUGGGAGUGAUUCAUGUCUCUCCUGGCAAAAUCACAACAUUAUCAAAGACAUUUUAUUUUAUCUGAGUAGUUUUAGAAGUUGGCUAAACAUUCUAGGAAAUUUUUGGUGUCUGAUUCUUGUUAUGAUACUCCUCCACAGCGCUAUCUCUAACAUUUUAAAGGCCCAGGGCGAAUAUUCAGAAAGGGGCCUUUUAAUAUGAAGCCUAUUAUUGGGGCGUCACACUCCAUUAGAGGGGCUUCACUUGAAUACCUGGUGACCAAAAAUCUGGUUAAGGGAUACUUUUGAUUCAA